CGUAGAUCUUUGCGUGACUUUUAGCAUGUGACUUGAAUGUCAUUUUCUUUAAAUAACUGAAGUCAAAGGUAUACUAGCAACAUCUAUCGUUGAGUCCAUCAGAGAGUACUUUUCUACGAGUAAUUCCGUCGUAUUACCACUUCAAAAAUGGCCACAGUGAGACAAAAAAUGCGUAAGAGAAAAGAUGGUCAUAUUUGUUUGAAAAAUAUUUCUAUGCAACAGGAGAUUGGAGGGUCAGCUGAAAGCAUUCCUUGCGCUAACUUCGAGAACCGUCCUUCUGUUGGUCAAAGUGGGGAAGAGCUUCGAAGAACCAGAUCGUUCUCCCUGCCAAGAGUGUUAAAGAAAGAAAACGACACGCAAACCUUACUUCAGAUCCUGUUUAGAACAAAAAACCGGCUUAAAAAAAGUAACUCAAAUUGCGGCACUUUGUUUACAAGUAACGAGAACGACAAAAUAUUUAACCAGGACGACAAUUGCACUAAGGUUAGUCAGCCGCCUUCCCAGAUUGAAGGCUUAAAAUUAGAGCAAAAUAACUUUGUGAUUCCUACAAUUUGCAUUCAACCACCCGAAGAAGUGGACAGAACCUCUCACUUAACGCAUCCAAUCACAACAGUCGAGCAGGCGAACACAGCACAACAGCUGGCAAACGAUCCAACAAAGGGUUUAAUGGAGGAUCCUAAACAGGCUUCAGCUAUAAGCCGCUCUGAAACAACCACUACAACUACAAAGAGAGGAAACAAAACGCCACCGCGAAGGAAAAGAAGCUUCUCGUGGAGCGAUAUUUAUACCAUUGGGAAUUUGAGAAUUAGCCCUACGGAGGUAUUGAAAGGGAGCAGUUCGUGGAGUGAGCUCCUCAACUCGGCUGCGAGAGAAACCGACCUGUGCUCAACUGAUCUGUAGGAGGACAAUGAGGUGUCGCCCACUCGUGACAGAUGCAUAGAUUGAAUAACACACCAACGGCACUAUUUCGAACAUUGAAAAAUGGCUUUAAAAUGUUAAUUUGAGUAAAUUAAAUCUGUAUUAUGGAGUAAAGAACGAGUAGUCGAAUCAAAUAAUGACCAAAUGAAUUAACUGAUGAGAAUAAACUGUUCAGCCGUCCAUUUGGACAACAUUCUUCAUGCGCAAAGCGAGUUAAUCCUGCUCAACCUACACCGUCUUAGCUCUUUACUUGAUUACUGCUGACCCUCCUGUUGCAAUCGAUUUUUUAAGCUGAGACAUAUUCUUAGUGUCGUGAAAUUGUAUGGUUUGAAAAACGGCAAGUAAAAGAUCUACUUUUGGCAAAACGUACAUAGGAUCUUCUGGCUAAAUUUACAAGCUCAUAUGAACGCAAUGAUGAUUUUCACCUCUCCAACGCGCUAUCCUUUUCACUACCAACUGACUUAACAUGCUCGUAAACACUCAGACGCACGCACGCAUGUAGUCUUCCGGGAAAAGUGAACUUUUAUAAAGUGCUGA
Messenger RNA from Pocillopora damicornis (cauliflower coral), 1455 nucleotides. RefSeq lists its product as uncharacterized. Lineage: Eukaryota; Metazoa; Cnidaria; Anthozoa; Scleractinia; Pocilloporidae. The record is from RefSeq and is a predicted model, not a curated record.